Messenger RNA from Manacus vitellinus (golden-collared manakin), 3193 nucleotides. RefSeq names its product EF-hand domain family member B (gene EFHB). The transcript is spliced from 12 exons. The record is from RefSeq and is a predicted model, not a curated record. Lineage: Eukaryota; Metazoa; Chordata; Aves; Passeriformes; Pipridae. Gene Ontology annotation, molecular function: calcium ion binding. The coding region runs from base 275 to 1687 and encodes 470 amino acids.
CAUUGUUUAGGCUGGGAAGUUGCGUCCUGCUGCUGGCACGGUCGCGAGUUGCCUCACCGAGGUGUUACCCAGGCCCAUUACUCCAACUACUGUGCGAAAGUUUCGAAAUACAACAGAUCCAGCUCCUGGUGCUAAAGUAAUAUUCUACGGCACAGCAGAUGAUCCCGACAUUGCAACUCACUUGACACAUGGCAUAAAGUCACGUUCCUCAUUCAGUGUAGCUUCGUUGAUAAGUCCAAUUCCUAAAACUGUUUUUCAAGAAAAGGUACAAGACAUGAAAGAAUCAAUCUACUAUAGUAGUCGUGAAGAACGUUUGGGUAGAACACAUGAUCAAUCUUCUAUGUUACCUGAGGGCUUGGAUAUAAUUAAUACUACAUUUGGAAAAAAAACCAUCAAAGAUAUACCAGCUGGACUGCUUGUAAAUCCACCAAAAACCUUUGAGGAAGUGGAUAAAGAAGCCAGAGAAGGACAUGAUUUGUAUGUUGUGUCACAUGAGGCUUAUGACGUGGGGGAAGCAGUCAAUAGGAAGUAUAACUCACACUUCAACAAGUCUUUUGUAUAUGGAAUGGAAACCCCUCGCUUUGAAGAUGGGCGAAAUACAGCCAAGACCUUAAAGUGGGCCUUUGAUCUGGAAUCGAAGAGAGCAGCUAACCUUGUAUUGAAACGAAGUGAUGAUUUCAAGGAAAAAUUUCAGCCUCAGCUUGGAAAAGCCCUUGAUCCCAUAGCAGAAACUAUGAAUGUUCCCCCAGGUCAUACAUUUGGAUUGGUAGUCCCUCCAGAUGAAUAUGGACUUUAUGAUCUUCUUCAUGACCGUGUCCCAUGUGAGUUCCUCCGUGGUAAGAACAGAGAAAAAGCUAUCUUGAUUGCAGUUCGGCAAAGUUUGAAGAAAGCUAACUAUGAGAAUUUUGAUGUGUUGCUAAAAGCAUUCAGACAUUAUGAUAAGAAUGGUGAUGGAAUGAUAGACAAGGACAACCUAAGAAAGUCCUGUUUUCAGCUUAAUCUGAAUCUAGAUGAUGAGCUCCUGGAUUCCUUAUUUGACUGCUGUGAUUUGGAUAAAGAUGGUCUGGUUAAUUAUCUGGAGUUUGCAAACUUUCUGAACUGGAAAGACAAAACAGCUAUUAAAGAGUUUGAAGAAAAAAUAAUUGCUAAAGGGAAAAAAUUAGGUGCCUGUCUUGUUCCUGAAGACACACAGAGAAAAGAUGAGCCACAGCCAAAGCAGGAAGAUCUCAUGUUAAACGAACCAGAAAGCUCAGAAAAGACACCAAGAACGCCUACAGAACCAACAGACCGUGUAUUUGCAAGUUAUCAAACAACAUCUUCUCAGUAUAAUGCUGUAGUAGGUGGUAUCCCACUGUCCUGUUAUCCAAUGUGUGGUAUUCCAACUAUUCGUUCAGAUAUUCCUGCUCCUCGAAUUCGUCGCCUCAGUGACACAACUAAUUAUGGUGACCAGGGCACUAGUUUUGCAUUAAUGUUCCCUUCUGUCUUCGGUCAAAAUGGAGUGCAUGAAAGAGAACUUUUAAAAAAGAGACCAAAGGCAGAGAUUGCACAAAUUCUCCACAACAUUGGCAUGGACGUUUCAGGUGAAAAGUUAGAAGAAAUAUGGAAGCAAGUGUGUACAAAACAUGAGAUAAGAGAACUUUGUGAUUGUGAAGAAAGUAUGUGGAAUAUACUGCACAUAAUAACAUGAAUCACAUGCAAAAGCCCAUUGCUGAUUCCAGUCUCUGGGUAUUGCAUUUAUUUAAAUUGACAUAAUUCUGAUGCUGAAUACAAUAAAUAUUUUCAAUAAUGUAUGUUUAUUGGACUGGAAUUCUCUGUGUAUUGUCUUUCUGAAUAGUGGGUUCAUCACGUAUACAUGGAGCAUCAUGUUCAUAGGAACUGAUAUACAUAGUAAUAAAAGAGGAUACAGCAUGUUUGUAAAUUGAAUAUUUAUGUUAUAUUCCAACUUGCAUUUUUUAAUUUAUUUUUUCUCUUAUGAAGAAGACAGUUUUGAAAGUACUAAAGAUAAAUGUUUCAGAUAUUCAAGACCUCUUAAAGAUUACUGUAAUAGAAUGACAUUUUGCCUUACUUCUAAUAUUCCAUAAUUAUUGUCAACAGAGAUCUGGUUGUGGCAAAAUAUUUGACAUGUUUAAAAAUUCAUGUGAGAAAGUGCUUUACAGUAAAAUAGUAAGGAAACUACAUAGCCACUGUGCAGGAUCUAAAGUGUUGUCAUCAAAGAGGCUCCAUAAAACCCAAUGGGUUAAGAAGUGCAAAAAUAAAUGCCCAGUUGUGUGGCAGAGGGCUCAUCUCCUCUAUGCAAGCUUAUGGCUAUUAGCAGUAAUCAGCUUUCACAAACAAGAAAAAAGAAUGAAUAUUUAGAGGUGUUUGUGCUAAAAUCUGCAACUGUGAAUUGGAAUGUUCACUCUUCACCUACAGUACUGAACUUGAUAUAAAACAAAUGGAAAUUGUUCAUUAUUAACAGAGAAAUGUUAUUUCUAGGCUUUCAAAGUAAUAUAAAAGAAAGAUUCUUACCCAGUGUAAUCUUAUCACAUAGGAUUUCAGGAAGGAUAUAACUUUGUCACCUAUUGAUGCUUUAAAUACCUUAGUAAGAUUUGGAGAACGUUACCAGCCAAGUUACUGAGUUCUACAAUGAAAGUAAAGGUUCUCAUACCUUAAAUACUAGAAAUGCACAUGUACUGCCAGUGUACUUAAAAUUUCAUUGUGACCUUUUCCUCACAUGAUUGUUAAGCUUCUUUUUUUGGCCACGUUCUAGGAGCUUGUCAUUUACUAGCUUGUUACGUGAAAUCUGCAAUCUGCAAGCUAGACCCUUUUCUACUUUAUUAUUGUGGCAUUAAUAGUAGCUGUCUUACAUCAAAUAGAUAGAAUUUGCUUUCUGGUAUCACCAGGGAGCAGGUGGUGGAAAUGCUGCUUGAUGAAGACAGUCUCUUUCCUUCUGUGAAUGUUUUUCUGUGUUGCUGUAGCCUUGCCUUCCCAUCCUUCUGGAACUCUCUGUGUGCAGUUGGAAGCAUGCAGGAAGCAGACUGUAACUAUCCCAAGUGGACAAAUGACAGAAAGAUAAAUGUAUAGCUAAUUUCAAUUGAAUUUAUUAUGUCAGGAUUUUACUACCUCCAGUGAAAUUCUUUAAAACUUCUCUUCUGCUCAUAUAAUGUGGGAGGGAAGAAUUCUUUGCCUUUGUUGCAGCAGACUUCCAAAAGCA